AUGGCACAAAAUCAGCACGAGACACAGUCCCUUGAAGAGAAUCAGCCACCAGGCACUUUUCUCCUUAUCCAAAAUGAGACUGAAGGACGCGGGAAUAAUGACCCCCAGAUUAUCCUGCAGCCCGUGCCAUCGAGGGACCCCAAUGAGCCACUGAACUGGAGCACAGCGCGAAAAACAAUGAACUUUACCCUCGUCCUCGCAAUCACGGUGGUGGUGUUCACAACUCUCUCAAUCCAGGUAAUAUUCUGGCAAUUGAUGGUGAAAGACAUGAACGUCACCUACCCGCAGCUCAACAAGGCCAUGUCCGUCAACUUCGUCGGUCUCUCGGUUGGCUGCAUCCUCUUUAUCCCGUUGGCGAAGAAGCUUGGCCGCAGACCGGUGUACCUGGCUUCGACGGCGAUCAUGAUGGCUGCCUCGUUUUGGUGUGCGUCGAUGAAGUCCUUGCCGGAGAUGUAUAUUGUCAAUCUGCUACACGGGCUGGCGGGGGCGACGAAUGAGUCUAUUGUUCAGAUUACGGUUGCCGAUCUUUUCUUUGUGUAUCACCGCGGGGGAAUGAAUGCAUUAUAUAUGACCAUGGUUAUGAUUGGGAGCUUCCUAACUCCCAUGGGUGCUGGGACACAAGCCACCCGUGAAGGAUGGCGGGCUUCCUAUCGCGCACUGGGUAUUGUGGACGCUGUUCUAUUCGGCCUUUUUAUACUUUUCUACGAGGAGACCAAGUAUACCCCAGUAGUCAUGGGCGUGAGCAGCGAUUCACAGCCUUCAACCAGCCAAAGCAUAUCAACCAAGGACAUCAAAUCCGACCAGCAGCCGGAUAUCGAGUGUACCAGGAGACAGGAAUCAAACCACGAGCUAGACACCACCAUUCCACUCAAGACAUGGAGACAGAGACUGGCACUGGUGACAUACACCGCAGAGCCAAUCUGGCCAUACAUCUACCGGCCCUUCGUGGUCUUAACCACCUUCCCCGCUGUUCUAUUCUGUGCCCUGCAAUAUGCCCUCGGUAUUGUGUGGCUGACUAUCCUAUCCAGCGUCCUGGGCCUGGUGUUUCCCCUGCCCCCGUACAACUUUACGCCACAGCAAGUCGGGUUUAUGAGCAUUGGUCCGUUCGUCGGAAACCUGCUGGGGUCAAUCUAUGGGGGAUUUCUCGGCGAUAGAUCUAUCUUGUUCUUUGCGAGACGGAACAGCGGGUACUAUGAGCCGGAGAUGAGGUUGUAUAUCCUGCAUCUCCCGGCAUUGACGCUGGCCGGGGGGUUGAUUAUGUUUGGAGUCACGAUUGACCGGGGCCUCCACUGGAUCUGGCCCAGUAUAGCAGGCGCCCUAUUCGGCUUCGGACUAGGCAGUAUAGGCGAUGCGGCACUGACACUGGUUAUCGACAGCUACCGCGACAUAACCGGUGACGCAUUCACAGGCGUCGCCUUCCUGCGCAACGCAAUCAGCAUCGGGAUCCCGUUUGCGAUUAGUCCGUGGUUAGCGCGCUCCGGGGCGCAGGAUAUGUUUAUUGCAUGUGGGUUUAUCAGCCUGGCUGUUACGUUGACUGUUAUCCCGAUGGUUCUGUAUGGCAAGAAGAUGCGCGUGGUGACGGCGAGACGGUAUCAGGUUAUGGCGUUGGAGUAG
Messenger RNA from Aspergillus versicolor CBS 583.65, 1614 nucleotides. RefSeq names its product putative MFS transporter. The transcript has 8 exons. The coding region runs from base 1 to 1614 and encodes 537 amino acids. Gene Ontology annotation, biological process: transmembrane transport. The record is from RefSeq and is a predicted model, not a curated record. Gene Ontology annotation, molecular function: transmembrane transporter activity. NCBI's taxonomy places the organism in Eukaryota, Fungi, Ascomycota, Eurotiomycetes, Eurotiales, Aspergillaceae.